CUGUAGAUGUGUUUUUACACGUGGAACCAUUCCCAUGUUAGACUUUUGUCUUCACACGGAUUGUUUACGGCAACGGUCAAAAUAAUGAGUGUUUACAUCGUUGUCUUCAUAGUUUUAUCCUAUCUGAUUUGGCUAAAAUGCAUUUACUAUCGACAUCGGCGGUCGUUGGUGAAGUCGUUGAAACGUGUUAUGAAUGUUUUAUCAAGUGGAGAAAUGAACGGAGACGACAUCAGCGCUCUGAUCGUAACUGCGCAUCCGGAUGAUGAAUGUAUGUUCUUCGCGCCAACGAUCGUACGACUCGUUGAGUUAGAAGUCAACGUUCAUUUGCUGUGUUUAUCCGCAGGAAACUACUACAAUCAAGGAGCUCAGCGCAAACAAGAACUUCUCAACAGCUGUGCCGUGUUGGGGAUACCAGACUCCAGAAUCACCAUAGUAGACCAUAAAAAACUUCCAGACGAUCCCAAAGCAGAAUGGAGCGUCUCACUGGUCUCCUCUGUAAUUGUGCAGCACAUGAGAGCUCACUCCUUCAACAUGGUGCUGACCUUCGAUGGGAGCGGAGUGAGUGGCCAUGCCAAUCACACAGCCAUCCAUAAAGCUGUCAGCCAUCUCGCUUUCACCGGACAAGUACCCAAUGACUGCCGUUUGCUCUCCCUGGUGACCGUUGGCCUCCUCAGGAAGUACGUCUCCUUCCUGGAGCUCCCCUUCAGCUGGCUGCUGCCCUCGUGCCUCCGCUGUAUUAUCGGCUCACAGGGCUACAGGCGGGCCAAAGAUGCCAUGUUUUGUCACCGCUCUCAACUCCUGUGGUUUCGUUACCUCUACAUCACCUUCUCGCGGUACAUGUUCGUCAACACAUUCCAAAUGAUCCCACAAGGACCAAAGAACCUGAAGGUGUAUUAAGUUGUCACUGUGUUACUGUAGGUGUCCUGCUGCCUAACUCCCUGAUUACUGUGGUAGGAGCGAGUUUAGUUUACAUGAUGAGCUGUUUUGCUCACUG
Anarrhichthys ocellatus (wolf-eel) is the source of this 994-nucleotide messenger RNA. RefSeq names its product phosphatidylinositol glycan anchor biosynthesis, class L (gene pigl). NCBI's taxonomy places the organism in Eukaryota, Metazoa, Chordata, Actinopteri, Perciformes, Anarhichadidae. The transcript has 7 exons. The coding region runs from base 7 to 897 and encodes 296 amino acids. Gene Ontology annotation, molecular function: N-acetylglucosaminylphosphatidylinositol deacetylase activity. Gene Ontology annotation, cellular component: endoplasmic reticulum. The record is from RefSeq and is a predicted model, not a curated record.